Molecule: messenger RNA, 381 nt
Organism: Fonsecaea multimorphosa CBS 102226
Lineage: Eukaryota; Fungi; Ascomycota; Eurotiomycetes; Chaetothyriales; Herpotrichiellaceae
Exons: 1
Coding region: 1-381 (126 amino acids)
Source: RefSeq, a predicted model, not a curated record
AUGUCCAGCAGAUUUAUCCACUCAGCAGCUGCUGAAUCCAACGAGGAGGGUGACCCGGCGGUGAGGGCCCCCGCGGCUGUGUAUCCACAUGACACAACUCUGGCUGCUACCGCUACCGACGACGACACCGCUACUUCUUGCACACCAAGCAGCACUCAGACGGCACUCACUGCGGCUGCGGACCUGAAGUUCCAGCGCCGCGAUGAAGAUGCCGGAGUCAUUCCUCCCGCCAUUCGGUCUCAGGAGACCACUCUCCCUCCCGCCAACCCCACGCCUUACCCGUGUGGAGGACUCCUAACAUGCGCAACGGGCUACAGGGUCUUGCUCUUUGACGGCCUCUGUAUCUGCUACUAUCUCGGAGGCGGCGAUGUCGUGAGGUGA